Molecule: messenger RNA, 5468 nt
Organism: Pelobates fuscus (common spadefoot toad)
Lineage: Eukaryota; Metazoa; Chordata; Amphibia; Anura; Pelobatidae
Product: chromatin remodeling regulator CECR2
Exons: 19
Coding region: 38-4792 (1584 amino acids)
Biological process (GO): chromatin remodeling; single fertilization
Cellular component (GO): CERF complex
Molecular function (GO): protein binding
Source: RefSeq, a predicted model, not a curated record
AUUGUACGCUGACCGGGCUCGGGGUGCUGCCCUCGGGAUGCCCCCAGACGGUGCCCUGGGGGAGCUCCGCUCUUGUUGGCAGGUGCCAGCCAUCGCCCAUUUCUGCUCCCUGUUCCGCACCGCCUUCCAGCUGCCCGACUUCGAGAUAGAGGAAUUGGAGGAUGCCUUGCACAGAGAUGACGUGGAGUUCCUCAGUGAGUUGGUUGCAAGUCUGCUACAGGGCUGCUACCAGCGGCAAGAUAUCACGGCACAAACGUUUCAGGUAUACUUGGAAGACAUCAUUAGUUAUCGCUGGGAGCUGGAAGAGGGCAAGCCAAACCCCCUGAAGGGUGCCAACUUCCAUCAGCUGCCUCUGCACACACGACUUGAGAUUCUUCAUAGAUUGUGUGACUAUCGGCUUGAUGCAGAUGACGUGUUUGACCUACUCAAGGGUCUGGACGCAGACAGCCUACGCGUGGAACCCCUGGGAGAAGAUGCCAUCGGAAAUCUUUACUGGUAUUUUUAUGGGACUCGACUGUAUAAAGAGGAGCCUUCAUGGGAAAAGAGGCAGCAAGCUCUGCAAGAAGCAGCUGAAAUUGCAGCAACACCUGUACGGAAGAGGGGUCGCCCACCGAAAAAGAAGAAAUUGGAGGAAGCUGUAGUCAGUGAGAAGUUAGAAGUCAUUCAACUGACUCUCGAAGAAACAUCAAAGCAGAAUGCUGUGACGCCCGGUGAGGGCUCCUGGUCUCUAUUGUGCCAGACCGAGCAGGAAUGGAAGGAGGUAACAGAGAGCUUUAAGGACAAAGUUUCACCAAAAGAACGUCACUUGUAUAAGAUUCUCAGUGAGGAAUUUCUCCCAGAAAUCUGCAAUAUGAUUUCUCAGAAGGAAAUUAGAAUUCAGAAAGAACAGUCUAAGCUGGCAGCAAAAAGAUUGUCCGGCUAUUCAAGCUAUAGAAAUUCCAGGCUCAAGGAGCAGGAUCUGGAAAAAACACUGGAAGAGGGGGAAGACGAAAGGCAGCUAAUGAUGGUCGUUCAAAGAAAGGAGCAGGAACUCCUGCAGAAAGAAGAGAGGAAGAGAGUUUUGGAAGAGAAGGUGAAAUCUGUGGAAGAGCGUGCACGUAGGAGAAAGCUGAGAGAGGAACGGGCCUGGCUUUUGUCACAGGGCAAAGAGCUGCCCCCUGAACUAACACAAUUGGAACCUGGCUCACCUGUAAGAAUGGAUUACAGAACCCGAGAUCUAUUUAACUUUGAUCUGGAUGACCAUUACACAGGAAUGUACAAAGUUUUGGAUGCAGUGAAAGCUCACAAGGAUUCUUGGCCUUUCCUGGAACCAGUAGAUGAAUCUUAUGCUCCAAAUUAUUACAACAUCAUCACAAACCCUAUGGACAUAUCCAGGGUGGAACAGAGACUAUGUUCUGGAUACUACCUCACGAAGGAGCAAUUUGUCUGUGACAUAAAAGCAAUAUUCAAGAACUGUGCAAAGUAUAAUGGACAGGACAGUGAAUAUACUCGUAUGGCCGAGAAUGUGGAGCGCUGCUUCAAAAAAGCCUUGGUCAAACACCUACCUGAUGAUGAUGGUGACUCAGAUGGGGAGACAUGGAUUAGGACGGAUGAGGACAAAUCCCUGAAGAGGCGAAGCCAGAUCCGACGCUCCAAAGCUGGGGGCUGGAGGAAGAGCAAAGAAGAUGGGGGGAGGAAGAAGCAGUCCCCAGAGAUUGGAAAGCAUCCACUGUCUUCUCCCAUGCAGGAUGAGAUGGAGGGGCAUCCGGAUCCAACCAUGAUGAACCCAUCCAGAGGACAACCAUACCCUUACCAGCUGCAAUAUGGAGGCAUGCCAAGGCAAACAAUGCAUACAGCAAACAUGUCUUCGGCAGCUCACAUGCAUGCACCACUAAGAGGCUCGGACACGGGAUUAGGGUACAGACCUUUGAGAUUUCCUGAACCACAUUUGGGGGAUCCAGUUCGGCAUACCCAGAGCUAUAGCACACAGACUGCUCCAGGUACAACUGACCCUCGGGGUCAUGAACUAUUUGAAAAUACAACAAAGAAUUAUAGAAAUUCUCAUAGACCUUACAAUGCUCCAACCUCUCCCAGGGCCAGAAUGUCUUUGCAGGAUGAUGUCUCGCAACCUCAAACACCAUUUGUUGCAGGAUACAUGACACGACCCCCAUUCCAACCUCCUGGAUCUUACUAUCCACCCUAUAGAUUUGGACCCUCUCCUACCACAUGGAAUGGAAACACUACCCAUGAUCCACCACAAAGGGCAGGUCCUACCCCAUAUCCACCAUCUGUGGAUUCACACAUGGUGAGACCCCCUGGACCAAACUUUAAUAGCAGGCACACAUUCAGCACUCUAAGUAAUUCUAUGCUGGACAGUCCUGAAAUGGUAGCAAUGCAAAGACUCUCCUCACUCGCUUGCCCCCCAAGUUCGGAGUACCCUUCUCCAACACCACCCAUGCCCUACCCACCAGCAGAGAAGCAUGGCAUGCCCACACUCCAUCCACCAGCAGAAAGGUCUGUUGCACCUACACUUUUCCCACCAGAAGAGAAGCCUGAAGCCCGUGCUUUAUACCAGCCAACAGAGAAGCCUUGCACACCCACUUUAUACCUACCCAAAGAGAAACCUGGGUUACCUGUACAUUACCCACCAGAAGAGAAGGCUAAUACACUUGCACUACACCAACCAACAGAAAAUCCUGGUGCACCCAUUUUAUACCCACAAGAAGAGAAGCCUGGAACCACUGUGCCCUACCAAACAAGAGAGAAGCCAGAAGCUCCUAUCCUGUACCUGCCAGAAGAAAAACCUAGUGGACCUACAGAAUACCAGCCAACAGAAAAUUCUGUCUCGCCCACACUGUACCUAUCAGAAGAGAAGCCUGGCACACCUGCGCUAAACAAACCGAAAGAGAAGCCUAGUGCACCUGGACUGUGCUCACAAACUGAGAACUCUGGUACACCAGGUGCAACCAACCCACCAACAGACAAGACUUGUACAUCUAUGCCACACCCACCAGCAGAGUGUCCACCAUAUAUACCAACAAAAAAGUACCACCCAACUUUAGAGAAGCUUGAGAAAACUGUGUUUUAUCCACCAGCAGUCACACAGUCUACAAGCACACUGUAUCCAGCAGCAGAAGAGCCUUGUGUCUCUACGCUGUACCAACCAGCAGAGAAACCUAGAACACCCACUCCAUACCCAUCAACAGAGAAUCUACGAGCAACAACUCUGUUUUCACCAACAAAGAAGCCUGGUGCUCACAUGCUACAUCCAUCAACGGAUCCUUGUGAGCAUACGUCAUACCCACCAACAGAGAAGCCCGACACUCUAACAGUAUACCCACCAAAAAAGAAUUCUUGCUCUCCAACAUCAUACUCACUCAUUGAGAAGCCUGCUGAACCUGUGUUGUGCCCUCCAGCAGAGAACUCUUACACUCCUACAUCAUACCCAUCCACAGACAAACCCAUUACAAAAAACACAGAGGAGAUGUGCCAAGUUCCUACCAGAAAAAGAACAAGCAAGGCAUCGUCAAGGAAAGUUUUGUCUUCAUCUCCUGUGGUCCCAGUGAAAUCCAAGACCAAGUCACCAGCCACAGUUCUAUCUAAACCAAAUGCCCUACACACUAAUGGGGACUAUAGAAAACCAUGCACCUUUCAAGGCCCCCCACUACAAACAGAGGGUGUUGUAUCUGGUGUGUUCCAGGAGGGUGAAAAAUCAUGGUAUCCAGGUAAUGACAUGAAUACUGGUUCUGACCCUCCAUCACACAGUCCCCAUUAUAGGCAAGGAAGUAGAAAUGUAUUGGAAGAAAAAGCAGAAGAAGCAAGAUUAAAGGAAUCUGGGCAAAGUAAGCUAAAAAUGGAACACUCUUCUAUCCCUCAGCAGAAAGUGCUUCAUCCCUUGUCUGAUAUGUCCAGAUCAGAUACUAGGAGUAACUAUGUCUCAUGGAUGCCACCUGGCAAUAAGUCUGGGUAUGGCAUGCAUCAGAACCCAGGAGUGGAGAGACCUCUUGGGCCCCAUCAUUCUGGCUUUUCCCCUCAAAGAUUUGGGAAUUCACACCCUCAUGUUUAUCCAGGAACAUUUCCCAGGUAUCCACAGGGACCAGCAUAUGGUUAUCCACAUCCACAGCAAGUACAGAAUUCCUACCAGUCUUACCAGCGGCCUUCCUACUACCAACAGGAAUACCCACAUUGGCAGAGUAAUGUACAACAGUCCCCUCAAAACCGGGGUGGCUACACUGGAGCUCUUGGAGUCCAGGGGAUUGCAGAAUUGAAGACAAUACUAAUGUCCCCUCUUCUAGAGGGUGAGCCCAAGGCAGUGCCAGGUGAAAGCAAGGGGCAGACUGAUGAAGAGACUGAUGGUGCCUCAGACAGGGCUGAAAGUCCUAAACAAUUUUUGGAUUUGGAUAAUCACAAGAGACAAAGUGGUGGCUUUGUAUAUGGCGGUCCACAAAUGUGGGGCAGCCCCAACUUCCGUCCGCAUUCGAAUAUGAUGUCAUCACCAUCUUACCCAGCUCAACAACACUACCAACCUCAAGGGUACCAGCAACCACCACUACACACUUCACCUCACUCUGCUCAUGGACGUCCUAAUGGCCACACUCUACUAAGAUCUGGCUACCAACAUCCGGAGCACAGCAGGGGGCACUUUCAAGCUGUCAUGAUGGAGCAAAGUGGUGGGAUGCCAUCAUUUUCAAACAUGUACCGACCCCAAGAGAUGUCCUUACAAAUGCAGUCACCGUCAUUUCACAAGAACAGAGCCCUUGGUCAGGGUGAUAUGAUGCAGAAACCUCCAGCAGUGCCCCUGGACCAGACAUAACUUGUCAGUAUGACUCUGGAAGAAUAAGCUUUGUCUCAGAUGGCUGCCCAGGUUCCCACUGCCCAAUAGAGACUGUGCCUUGACGGAUUCUCUUCCACAUGUUAUCCGCUCUACACGAUCACUGCCACAUUUUCGUUGCGCUCUUUUCUCAUAGCUGCAACAGGACCAAAAUGCGUUCUGUUUUACCGUAACUAGCCAUCUAAGCGGUGCUUGGCCUGUCCAUCCUUAUAGGUAUUAUAGUGACAGGCUGUCUCAGGAAAUUUUAGUAAGCAGCAUUCAUGUGCACUGACUGUUUACACACUACGCUUUGUCUACACGUGUUUUCCAGUCUUCAUUCAAGUCUUAAAGUCUUAUCCUUUUUAUUAGUGUAUUGCGCCUCCAUACUUUGCCCUACUGUUUCCAUAUUGCCUUACUUGACCUGUCACAUGGUAGUGAAUUCCAUUUUUGGGACUGGAGAAUCCAUUGGAAAACAAAUUAACUCUGUGAUUGGCUGUCGUGAAGCACAUUUACAUUUAUUAUAGAAUUUAUCUGAUAAACAGACUCCCGGUAACCUGGUGGAUAGCAGGCACCAUCCCCAAGUUUUUGUUGCUAUAAAACGUAUCAGGCUGAAAUUUUACUAAGUGCCUGAUGUUACACAAAUGAAUGGAUUAUGUCUUUAUACAGAUGACACAAACUA